Colletotrichum chrysophilum is the source of this 645-nucleotide messenger RNA. RefSeq lists its product as uncharacterized. The record is from RefSeq and is a predicted model, not a curated record. The transcript has 2 exons. Lineage: Eukaryota; Fungi; Ascomycota; Sordariomycetes; Glomerellales; Glomerellaceae. Bases 1 to 645 code for a protein of 214 amino acids.
AUGUCUGGUCCACCAAGUCUCGGCCCCACGCGUAUCAUUCUCGACGUCACAGGUGAUGUUCCGGAUUGGAAAGAGGAGUACAAGAAGUUCCUGCUGUCGGUGAAGGAUUCCGAUGGCUACUUCCGCUACCGCUGGGGACCCUGGAAGGAAGAUCCAAGCAAGCUGGAGAUUCUUGCAACCUGGGCUCCUCUCGAGAACCGCGCCGCUUUCGGCAAGUCUGAACACCACCAGAAGGCCAUCGAGGCGCUGAAGCCCGUCAUCGCCGGGCCCAUGCCCACGAAGUGUCCUCGCUUCGACCUGGACGUACGCACAUUCGUGCCCCCGCCCCCGCAGCUGAUCAACAGUCCCAUCUGCGAGGUCAUCACCAUCCGCAACUGCACCGGCAACCGUGAGGCGAUGGCGGAGACGCUCAAGAAGGCGGAGACACUGCCUGGGUGCCAUGCUGCUCACUCGGGUAUUGGUGCGACAGACACUCCCGAUCACGGAACCGUGUGGAUUGGAUUCGUUGGUUGGAGAGACUAUGAGUCGAGCAAGGAGGCGGAUAAGUCCAUCUACACUCCUGAUGGCGUUGGAAAUAUCGAGAGGCACCACAUCAACUUCAACUUCCCCAUCAAGGGAUUUUCUGUUACGAACCCCGGUAGAUAA